This is a messenger RNA of Ictalurus punctatus (channel catfish), 3056 nucleotides long. RefSeq names its product GNAS complex locus (gene gnas). The record is from RefSeq and is a predicted model, not a curated record. The coding region runs from base 888 to 1745 and encodes 285 amino acids. Gene Ontology annotation, cellular component: heterotrimeric G-protein complex. The transcript has 11 exons. Lineage: Eukaryota; Metazoa; Chordata; Actinopteri; Siluriformes; Ictaluridae. Gene Ontology annotation, molecular function: mu-type opioid receptor binding; corticotropin-releasing hormone receptor 1 binding; GTPase activity. Gene Ontology annotation, biological process: sensory perception of chemical stimulus; adenylate cyclase-activating dopamine receptor signaling pathway.
GCAAAAGGGAUUGCGAUUCCAUCUGAAUUUUGGCAAGCUCCGUACGCAGCGCCGAGGAAACGAAAUAGCAAAUGGGGUAAUUGUUAUUGCUAUUUAUAUAUGACAGGGCCAUAACUUGUAAGACAUGGGAAAUGCAAUUGCAAAUGGACUUUGUGUUCCCAUUUGAAAUUUGGCAGACAUUGUACGUUCGUGUAAACAAAAUGCAAAUGAAGAUGCAAAUACGCACGCACACUAACAUUGGCAGUUGAUACAUUUAUUAUGGUGUUAGCCUUAGAAUUGAUGCACAUUUUGUCACCUCCACUGAUGGGAGCUUAUAUGACAUUUACAUGGAAUGUGUUAUGACAAAUGAGUAUCCUAUUGUAUCUCGUGACACAACCGAAACCGAAAACACUGCACUGUUUACAGCAGAGGAAGAGGGACGCUGUACAAAAACUUAAUCCAUAAGUUUAUGUUACAUAGACAAUUUGUAACAAAGAUGUCUGCAGAGGAGUGUUUUCAACAUAGAGGAGUAUUUACAUUUUUUGUCCGCUCUCGCUUCAACAUAACACAUAUGCAUCGUCAGAGAUCUAUGCAGAAGUGGAGAUAUUUUGUGGAAAAAAACUUUUUUUUUUUUUCACAAAGCAUUUGUAUCACUUCAUAAAAUUGGGAUUUACCAACUGGAGGCACUUGGAUUAGUUUAUGAACUUUUUGGAGCUUGAAAGUUUUGGUUACUUGGACUAUAAAUUGCAGGACAAGAAUCUCCCAGGUUUCAUUAAAAAUGUCUUCAUUUGUGUUCCAAAGAUGAAUGAAAAUCUUAUGGGUUUGGAACAACAUGAGGAGAGAAAAAACAGAAAAUUCAGGAUAUUAAGAAUAAUAUAAAAGAAGCUAUAGAGACUAUCGUGACAGCAAUGAAUAGCUUGGUACCUCCAGUUCAGUUAGCCUGUCCAGCAAACCAGUUUCGAAUCGAGUACAUCCUCAAUUUAACCAAUCAAAAAGACGUUGAAUUCACUCCGGAAUUUUAUGAACACACAAAGACCCUGUGGCACGACGAGGGAGUAAGAGCCUGCUUCGACAGAUCCAAUGAGUAUCAGCUGAUUGACUGUGCUCAGUAUUUCCUAGAUAAGAUUGACACUAUAAAGCAAAGUGACUAUACACCUACUGAUCAGGACUUGUUGAGAUGCAGAGUGCUGACCUCAGGGAUCUUUGAGACGAGGUUCCAAGUGGACAAAGUUAAUUUUCACAUGUUUGACGUUGGCGGUCAAAGAGAUGAACGAAGGAAAUGGAUCCAGUGUUUUAAUGAUGUGACUGCCAUUAUAUUUGUGGUGGCCAGCAGUAGCUACAAUAUGGUCAUCCGAGAAGACAAUCAAACCAACCGUCUACAGGAGGCAUUGAACCUGUUCAAGAACAUAUGGAACAAUAGAUGGCUUCGAACCAUUUCUGUUAUUCUUUUCCUAAAUAAGCAAGACCUGCUAGCCGAGAAGGUUCUGGCUGGAAAAUCGAAAAUAGAGGAGUAUUUCCCAGAGUUUUCACGCUACACUACACCAGAUGAUGCUACACCUGAACUUGGGGAGGACCCUCGAGUUACAAGAGCAAAAUAUUUCAUCCGGGAUGAGUUCCUGAGGAUCAGUACAGCAAGUGGGGACGGUCGCCACUACUGCUAUCCACACUUCACUUGUGCUGUGGACACAGAAAACAUCCGCCGAGUGUUCAAUGACUGUCGUGACAUCAUCCAGCGCAUGCAUCUCCGGCAAUAUGAGCUCUUGUGAUUGCCACAGCAUCACUGGAACCCAGUCUAGAACUUUCUACAGGCUUCCUGUCCUACUUAUGCCCCAAAAAAUGCUACCAUGAAACUUACUAUUUAUGAGUUUCCAGGACACACAGCAACAUAUAAGAGACACAAAAACAUAGGCUUUCUCCAUCCUGAGAUAGCUGAGGGGCAAGGAGAAUACUGUAUUGUUAAUGAACAAGGGUGACUGUGCAAUCCAGAAAAGACAAUAUAGCCAAUGACCACCAAUGUUAAAUGAGAAAGAGAGUGAAUACAUACACAUAUGCUGAGAGAGAAGGAAAAAAUAAAAGUUUGACCAGGACUGCCAGAUACCUGCACACUUGUUGAGGCUCUGCUCAGGAUGAGGAAGAUAUUUGUAUGGCAUUCACAAAGACACACGUGUACAAUUCUGCUCCACAACCUCUGUCCUAUGUAUGUUAAACAUUAGCCAUGUGUUUCUGAUGAUGUACUUACCACGCACAUGCACACCACUAUUGUGAAAAUCCACUCUUUGCCUGAGUGAGCCUGUUGUCUCUCCUGUUCUGUCAAAAAUGGACUAACCCAUGAAGAAGAGAAAAUGAUGGAUUGUUGCAAAGACAUCGUGAAAGAAUGUAGACCUUUAUGGUUUGCUUGAAAGGAUUAAAAAGGGGGUAGAAUUAUGGAGUAUUUUCAGCCCCAGGUUGCUGUGCUUGUAGAGCGGAGAAUGACUCAAACACAAGAACCAUCACAUGAUUCUUUUCUCCAAAUGCAACAUGGAGAAAUAGUGAGAACAUACAAUGCAUAGAUUCAUGCAGAACAGCCAAUUACAGUGCAAAAAAUUUAUAUGCGCGUGCACACAGAUAUAUAUCUGUGUAUUCUGGUAACAGCACGUCAGCUCUUCUGUUUCCUGGUUUCAUCUGUUGAGUGUUAUGCAAUGUGUGUGCAAAUAAUGCCUUUAUUCACAAUUUUAACCUUCCAUUUUCCAAGAUGCCAUAACUAUACAUUCUCUCCCACUCACUCAGUCUGUCUCUCUGUCUCUAUAGUCAUCUUGUACACUGACAUGUGGGGAAAAUGUGUAGUAAAAAAAAAGGAGCGAGUAAAAAAAUCUAGUUAAGUUUAAAAAAAAAAAAAAAAAGCCAUGAUAUGGAAAAGGGGCACAAAAUUCAAGCAACUCGUCGCUCCUAUUUUUACUCUCUCUCUCUUCCCCUUACUCUCUUCGGCUUGGCUUUUUGUCUUUAUCUUUAUUUCUUUGCUGGAUCAUUAUUCUUGUACAGACUGUAAAAUGUAAUAUUUUGUACAACUUUAUUGAAGAAAAAAAUAAUUGUAGAAGCUC